AUGGCGCUUAGAGUUCCAGCUCCAAAGGCAGCUAAGGUUGCAAUUGAGUCAAUAGGGCGUGGAUAUGAUGUAUCAAUUGAUCUAAGGUUGAGAUACUGUAAGGGGGAUCUGAAGGAUACACGGUUAAUUGAGAUUGAUGAAGACGGGGGUCGAGAAAUCAUUUUGCCAGGUGGGAUUUCAAUACCAAAUGUGUCCAAAUCGAUAAAGUGCGAUAAAGGGGAGCGAACUCGGUUUAGGUCUGAUGCUCUGUCAUUCCAGCAGAUGUCUGAGCAGUUCAACCAGGAAUUGUCUUUGACUGGAAAAAUUCCCUCAGGUUUUUUCAAUGCCACGUUUGAAUUCUCAAGUUGUUGGCAGAAAGAUGCUGCCAACACUAAAACCCUUGCUUUUGAUGGAGUGUUUAUUACACUCUAUACAGUUGCUUUAGAGAAGUCUCAGAUGGUGCUCCGUGAUCAUGUUAAGAAGGCUGUCCCAUCAUCAUGGGAACCUGCUGCAUUAGCAAAGUUUAUUGAGACAUUUGGCACUCAUAUUAUUGUUGGUGUGAAGAUGGGUGGGAAGGAUGUAAUAUAUAUGAAACAACUACAUUCAUCAACUCUUCAACCUGCUGAUAUACAGAAGAGAUUAAAGGAGAUGGCAGAUAAGAGGUUUUUAGAUACAAACGGACAGUAUAGUAUGGCUUCUGAACAAGUUUACCAGAACAACAAGCUUGAAAUUAGGGAGCAGAGGCUGAGAUUUGCUGAUACCAGCCCAUCAAGCUCGUAUUCUCACAAGGAGGAUAUUAGAAGACUUUACAAGAGAAGAGGUGGAAGUGAUAAUGUGAUUUUAUCCCAUACUGAGUGGUUAAACACCGUUCAAUCUGAGCCUGAUGUUAUCUCAAUGUCGUUUAUCCCGAUUACCUCUCUGUUGAAUGGCAUCCCAGGGUGUGGAUUUUUGAGCCAUGCCAUAAAUCUCUAUUUACGAUAUAAGCCCCCAAUUGAAGAGCUACACCAGUUUUUGGAAUUUCAGCUGCCUAGGCAGUGGGCGCCAGUGUUCAGCGAACUUCCUCUAGGGCCUCAGCGGAAGCAACAAAAUACAGCUUCAUUACAGUUCAGUCUCAUGGGGCCAAAGCUUUUUGUGAACACUAGUCCGGUUGAUGUGGGUAAGAGACCAGUGACUGGCCUUCGGCUUUAUCUAGAAGGUAAAAGGAGCAAUCGCUUAGCCAUACACUUGCAGCACCUUUCUUCUCUUCCAAAAAUCUUCCAACUUAAAGAUGAUACAAAUGGUAAUUUCAGUCAAGAUUCCCAUGAUCGUAACUACUAUGAGAGAGUUCAAUGGAAACAUUUCUCUCAUGUCUGCACAGCUCCUGUGGAGUCUUAUGAAGAUCUUUCUAUUGUAACUGGAGCUCAGUUACACGUUGUGAGUUCUGGGUUUAAGAGUAUUCUCUUUUUGCGACUUCGAUUUUCAACUGUGUUGGGAGCUGCAGCUGUAAAGCAUCCAGAGUGGGAUGGAUCGCCAGGGUUGGCACCUAAGUCCGGCCUCAUAUCAACAUUAAUCAGCCAUCACUUCACAUCAGUGCAGAAGCCAUCUCCACGGCCAGCUGAUGUUAACAUAAAUUCAGCCGUAUACCCUGGUGGUCCUCCCGUGCCAGUUCAAGCCCCUAAGCUUCUUAAGCUCGUUGACACAACAGAGAUGACAAGAGGACCACAAGAAACUCCUGGCUAUUGGGUUGUUUCUGGGGCAAGACUAGUGGUUGAGAAGGGCCGGAUUUCUCUCCGGGUUAAGUAUUCCUUGUUGACUCAAAUAUUACCUGACGAUGACGAUGUUGAAAUAGAGCAGUAA
Messenger RNA from Dovyalis caffra, 1815 nucleotides. NCBI's taxonomy places the organism in Eukaryota, Viridiplantae, Streptophyta, Magnoliopsida, Malpighiales, Salicaceae. The record is from the annotation of a GenBank genome assembly.